AUGAUUGCUACAAUUCCUGUCAGCGGCGUGUCCACUGCUGGGACGGGCGCUGUAACCAGUGCGCUUCGAAAUGAUUUGGGGUCCAAUAUUCAUGUCCUAAAGACUCUGAACCUGCGGUUUCGCUGUUUUCUUGCCAAAGUUCAUGAAUUAGAGCGGAGAAACAAAUUAUUAGAGAACCAACUGCAGCAAGCCUUGGAGCAACAACGAUACCAAGUAUACACUCGUGAAGUAGCUGUCCAAACCGACUCUCCUGAAUCCCGACUGCCUGGUACCAUUUGGAGUUUCACGCACGUGAGAAGACACGGAGAGCGCUAUGAGACUCUCCAGGGCCCUGGUGUAUCCUGGAAUCAUCCGGACGGUGUUGGGGUCCAAAUCGAUACCAUCACCCCAGAAAUACGAGCUCUGUAUAAUGUGUUGGCUAAAGUCAAACGAGAGAGAGACGAAUACAAGAGAAAAUGGGAAGAGGAGCUAAACAGACGAGAGCAGCUCGAGUCCUUGGUGGAAUCCAUGCAGGAGAGUGCCCAGGAGUCAGAGGAGAUCCAGGAUGAACUGAAUGAGAAGGUGGAGAGACUGAAGGCUGAGCUGGUGGUCUUUAAAAGCCUUAUGAGCGAUGAGAAAGCCAUGCGGGUGGACAUGGACACUAAGAUCCAGGAGAAAGCCAUGCGGGUGGACAUGGACAUCUGCCGGCGCAUUGACAUCACCGCCAAACUGUGUGACGUGGCUCAGCAGCGCAACUCAGAGGACAUGUCAAAGAUGUUCAACGACAGCCCGGCCGGGUCGCUCCCAGAGAGGGUGAAGAAGGAGUGCAGGCCUGUGUCUGACGAGGACAGCUCUGAGAUGGAUGCAGACCCCAGCACAAGUACCUCAGAGAAGGAGGUCCCGCUCAACGUUACUGACGAAAUGAAACGCAUGCUCAACCAGCUGAGGGAGACGUUUGACAUUGAUGAUGACUGUGACAGCCUGACGUGGGAAGAGAAUGACGAGACCCUGUUGCUCUGGGAGGACUUCAACAACUACAACAUACAACCCGGUGCCAUCACCGCGGUCUCUCAGGAUGGAAGCCUGGGCAGCCUCAUAGAUGAGACAGAAUCACUAUUCAAGACCAGAGAGCAGGAGUACCAGGAGACCAUUGGCGCGAUUGAGAUGGAGCUAGCCACAGCGAAGAGUGACAUGAACAGACACCUGCAUGAGUACAUGGAGAUGUGUAGCAUGAAGCGUGGUCUGGACGUGCAGAUGGAGACGUGCAGGAGGAUGAUCAAAGGGGGCAGGAACUCUCCCUCCGUCAGUUCGGUGGCUAGCAGCGACUCAGGGAACACUGACGAGAUCCAGGACAAACUACUGGACAAGGAUGGACAGGCUGAGGUGCCAAUCAGUUGA
Molecule: messenger RNA, 1377 nt
Organism: Salvelinus namaycush (lake trout)
Lineage: Eukaryota; Metazoa; Chordata; Actinopteri; Salmoniformes; Salmonidae
Product: intermediate filament family orphan 2-like
Exons: 8
Coding region: 1-1377 (458 amino acids)
Source: RefSeq, a predicted model, not a curated record